Auxenochlorella protothecoides is the source of this 750-nucleotide messenger RNA. RefSeq lists its product as hypothetical. The coding region runs from base 1 to 750 and encodes 249 amino acids. Lineage: Eukaryota; Viridiplantae; Chlorophyta; Trebouxiophyceae; Chlorellales; Chlorellaceae. Gene Ontology annotation, cellular component: membrane. The transcript has 8 exons. Gene Ontology annotation, molecular function: glycosyltransferase activity. The record is from RefSeq and is a predicted model, not a curated record.
AUGCGGCUCGUCUAUGCGGCCCGCCUGCUCAUGCACGAGGCGUUCAAGGACCCUGCCAACCAAAGGUUCCUUCUCGUGAGCGAGAGCGACCUGCCCCUCUUUGAUCCCGUGACCAUGCACUAUCAGGCCAUUUCUGAGUCGCUCUCCCGGAUAUCUGCAUGUCCGAGCUCCUCCGUAGAUAGGUAUAGAUGGAACAAGCGACUAAAGUCGGCGGUGCUGAAGACGAGUCACUGGCGAAAGGCCUCCCAGUGGUUCGAAAAGUACUGCUACCCGGGGUACGACCCCUCUGUGCACCGGACGCGGAGCUGCUAUGGCGACGAGCACUACAUGCCCACGUUGUUGGCAGUGCAUGGGCUGCAGCAGUCGGAAAAUUGCGAUGUUCGAGGGGUUGCUGCGGCGGAGUGGAGAGGAGGAGCCCAUCCGGUCACAUACAAAACCGCGGACUUGGAGCCCGACCUGAUCCAUCAGAUCCGUACCAAGUACGACCAGUGUCCGGUGGAGGAGACACGUGCCAUUGCGCGAAGGGCAUAUCUCACAUAUGAGCGAGACGAGCCAGACAGGGAGUGGGACUGCGGCUUGCUGGCGCCCCAGUACUAUCCCAUCAUGGACCCCCUUUGCAGCCUGACCAUGCGCAAAGUCAGCAAUGAGUCGGCCUCGCAUGUUGCUGAAACCCUCUUCCGACGCAGCUGCGCGAACGGACUGGGCCUCAUCGCACCAGCCUUGUGCGAUGCUGGGCCUGAAGCUGACUGA